AUGAAAAGUGUUGAGACUAUGCUUGUUGAUGAAUCUGAGGAAGAAGAUGAAGCUGAAGGUGAAGCUGAAGCUGAAGUUAAUGUUGAAGGAGAUGUUCGUUUAUCUCCUGAUUCUGCAAAGUUGUUGAAAUCUCUUACUAAAUAUAAUGCUGGAAAAGAAAAGACAGCUGGUGAAGAAGGUGAUAAUGAAGAUAAAAGUUCAUCAAGUUCAUCUGAUGAAGAAAUUGAUGAAACUAAACGUGUAGAAAGAAUUAGAGCUGAGAUUGAAAAAGAGAAGCAGCUCAAGAGAAAGAGGAGAGAGGAUAAGGAUGAUGAAUUGUACAAACCAUCUCCUGAGCAUGUUAUAGAUUCUCAGACACCUCCAUCAUCUGGUGGCAGGAAGAAAGCAAGUGCAAGAAAGCGAGUUGUUACUCCUAGUGCAGCAAGAAGAAAGAUAACAAUCAAGCUGCCUAAACGUACACUAAAGUCAAAACCAAGUCAACCACCAUCACCACCACCUGAACCAUCACCACCUCAUUCACCACAUAAAUCACCGCCAAAACAACCUACACCACCACCAUCACCUCCACCACAUCUAUCUCCACCACAUCUAUCACCACCACACCAAACACCAAUCCAAGAACAACCUAUUGUCAUCAUAGCAAAUUUUUCAAACACCACCAUCCUCACAACCACCUGUUCAAAUUACACCUGGUUCUUCUGGUUACAAAACUUUUCCACAUGUUCCGGAGGGUAUUACUCUUGA
Messenger RNA from Helianthus annuus (common sunflower), 744 nucleotides. Its product is annotated as histone-lysine N-methyltransferase SETD1B-like. Lineage: Eukaryota; Viridiplantae; Streptophyta; Magnoliopsida; Asterales; Asteraceae. Bases 1 to 744 code for a protein of 247 amino acids. The record is from RefSeq and is a predicted model, not a curated record. The transcript has a single exon.